CCUAGAUCUAGUAGCCACAGCUCCCACCAUGGCGCGAGUUAGGUUUGAGUUCAUCAUUUAACUACUAAUCUCAACCAGGUUUCAUCAUCAAGUGCUGUCCAGAUCUCCUACGAAGUCAUGGCCGACAAACAAUCAAUGAGUUUGAGAAGGGCAGAGGAAUUUUGAGAAUCCCUGUAUGACGCGUUGAAACCAACAGCGCAUGACUGGGUCAGACCACAAUAUUGGCAGCCACUAAUAUAAGUACUCUAAUAUUAAAACUUGUUCAUCACUCCCUCCUUUGUUCCCUGAACCAGCACCUCCUUUCUGUCAUGGUGGCAGAACCUGACCGUCUCCGUGACCACCUCAUUCAAAAACCCCACGCCAGCUACCAAUUCAACUGCUAGCCAGAACGCCAAGGGCCUAGGCUUACAAUAGAGCAAUUUAUAAGGUCUAUGCUGAUUGGUUCCUCCUUCCUAAAUUAGAGGUGGAACGCUAGCAUAUCACGGGGGUUGCGGCUAACUAACCAUCUGACAGCUAUCAGGCCCCAAAUCGUAAUUCCCCCUCUUUAUUUAGACCUUGUAGGAUGCUACUUGCCUACAUGUUCUUUAAGCGAUUUUGUUUGUAUUUAUCUGACCUAGGCCAUCGGAAUUGCAAUCGUCCUAGAUCCUCUGAAUUCAUUGAACCUUUGUAGCAUAUUCACCUUCGUUGAUAUCGCCCACCAGAGCGCCGACGGAUCGACUCCGACGUCGCUUACAGGCACGCCGUGGAAACAAUAUCCAUCUCCCAUUCUGUUUAUUCCCAUCAUUACGUCACUGCGUGGCUUAACCUGCUGCGACUGAACAGCAUACUCAUAGUAUUAUAUCUGACUAUGACGCCGAUACAAUACCUGUCUGGCAACCCAAAUGUUUACCGAGAAUUCACUUAUUUCGACGCCGACGAACAGGAGUGGCGCGUUAACUUUGGAGGCUUGCAGCGAAUGGUCAUUGCUAGGCUUCAGGAAGAACUUGUUGAUGAAGUCAGCCACAUAAAGAGCGCAAACUUCUCAGUGACUGACCAAGGGAUGUCAAAAGUCGAAUCAAUCCUCAUGAGAUAUACUAAUGCCAUUCGGGAUUGGGAUUACAUGAAUGAACACGCAGAGAAGACAAAUGGCGACAUUUCUAAAGAUCUCUUCAUUGUUAGAUCUACAAAGAAACUCAGCCAUGAUUUACUGGUGCAAAAGAAUGUGAUAGAACCAGAGAUGAGAGGCGUGUGCAUGCCAAAGUAUCCGCAAGGGGGAGAGACAUAUUUGCCUGGGAGUCAGAGGAGGUACAUGAGAGCAGAGAGAGAGAUGAUACUCAGGAAGAGAUCAAAGAAGGAGAAGGUAAAGUUGUUCCUUGUGUUAGCUUUGACUGUCAUGCUUUUGAUUUCACCAAUGCUAGUGAUGGUGCUGCAUAGAGACCAAAAUGUUGCAUUAAUAACCACAUCAGUCUUUACUGUUGGGUUUGCUUUGGUGGUUGCAGUAAUGCCUGUCUCAUUAGAGGUUGCUAUUGGGGUGGUUGCAGCAUAUGCUGCUAUUCUGGGCUCUUUUGUCAUUUCAGCACUGUGACUGUUGAAUUAAGUUAUCUAAAGGACUUUAAUAAAAUGUUUGUUG
Aspergillus calidoustus is the source of this 1609-nucleotide messenger RNA. Lineage: Eukaryota; Fungi; Ascomycota; Eurotiomycetes; Eurotiales; Aspergillaceae. The record is from the annotation of a GenBank genome assembly.